This is a messenger RNA of Ruditapes philippinarum (Manila clam), 4517 nucleotides long. RefSeq lists its product as uncharacterized. The annotation marks the transcript as partial. The record is from RefSeq and is a predicted model, not a curated record. The transcript has 6 exons. NCBI's taxonomy places the organism in Eukaryota, Metazoa, Mollusca, Bivalvia, Venerida, Veneridae.
AGUCUAUAUAAUUAUAAUAUUCUUAAUUUCAGGUGUACAAGAAACACAAAACACAAGAAGAAAUAGACAGCCUGUCGGCGGUGUAUAUGCUGGUGUACAAGAAACAGAGAGCACAAGUGAUGAUGGACAGCAUGUCGACAUCGUUCAUGUUGAUGACGUAGUUGACGAAUUGCCACUGCCAGAUUUACCAGGAUGUCCAAGAGCAGGCCAAGCGAGAAACGCGCAUGGGAACUAUUCUGAAUUGCAUCCAGGUAUUGCUGUUCUAUGCAAAACAGAAGAUAUACCGGUAUAUAUUAGAUCUCGCUAUAGAAUUUAUGACAGAAUUGUUGUUCUUAAUAAACCAAAGGAUGAAGUCGUGCCAUCAGGCAACAGACUGACAGCUAGAACUUUUGCUGUUAGUUAUGGAAUGCGUCCAGUAAAGUGGAGUCAAUGGUCUGACUUAAGUCUAGUUAACACAGCGGCCGAUGGAAACUCAGCUUAGUCAUAUCAACACUGGUUUGGCAUAUCCAUAGGCGACAUAAGGCUCAAAGCAACUUUUUUCUGUAAAGUAAGGAGCAUUGCGAUACAUGAUAAGAAAUUGUGCAAUAAAUUGUAUUAUGGGUGCUCAGUGAAGGAUUUGGCAACAAUUUUAUCAGACAUGAAAAUAGCCACAGAUAUUCGGAAUUUAUCGAUUUUAUUUAUAUGUGACCAGCAUUUUAUUUAUCAAUUCUUGCCAUUUUUUGGAGGAUGAAUGGGUCUUGUUACAUUUUGAGAUUUUUACCAGUAUUUUAUGUGCUAUGUUAAGUGCCAGUAAACUUUAAUAAAAAUCAUACUUUCAUCAAUUAUUGCACAAACGUAUUUUUCUAUAACUUAACUUGGUUGAAUAAUUGGUUGGUGCUUAAGUCCGUUAUUUUUAACUUAAAUAUAAUUUCAAUGUUCACUAGGUAUUGUGGUGACAUUUUGACAAGCGUUUGUGUCUCAAGGAAAAGUGAUUCAAACAAUCAUAAUUUGACAUUGUAACAUUGCUUUUAUUGACAGAAGGUGCAGUGGUCAUAGUGAACAAACAUAUCUUUACUUACUUAAAUACAUUCCAGUUCUAAAUAUUAUCACAGCAUUCUAAAGUUAAGAUUGAAAUGUUACAAACUUAUGUGAGAUGGUUCGGAGCUCAGCUAGUAAUUUGACAAAUGAACCCAAAAGAAUACCAAAAAUGUUCAUCAGUAAAUUAUUGCCUUAAAGUUAUCAAGGCUAUUGUUACAAUAUUUUGUAGUUAUCAGUCUCAUCUUGUUAUCUAAAUAUUUUGUUGAAUGGUUUGUUCCGAUGAUGAGCAUCAUAUAAAAAGAAAACUUUGCCUGGACAGUUGAAACCAAGACCUGGUAGGCCGAAAUGUUCGGCAAUUUCUAUUUGAUGUAUGUAUAAGGCACAUUAUGCCUCAGAAAUCCAUAUUGUUUUAUUCUUAAGAACUGUCAAACAUGUGUUUUAAAUGUUAAAUAGCAAAUUGAGAGAAUGUUAGAUGUUUUAUAACUGAAGAAAAUGGAACUGAACAUGCAGGAAUGUGUUGUAAGAGAAGAAAAUUGUAAAUAAAGUAGUAUUUCACUUUAUAGUUAUACCAAUUACAAAGCAACAGAAGCAAAAGGUAGUACAUCUAUAUGGCAAUUGAGUAUUUUUGGAAGCUGUAAAAAGAUAUAAAAAGCAAAAUGGUUUAAAGAUAGCAUGUCUGAGGCAUAAUGGCCCUUGAAUAUAAUUAAUAUACAUGCUUCAGUUAACACAAAACCACAAACUCGUUUGCAAACGUCUUUUCAGUCAGAUAAGGUGUUUCAUAUUGUCCAAUAAUAUGCGUUGUUAUAUUUCCUUUUUUUCUCUCUUUAUUCAAUGUUCAGUAUUGAAGGGAUUUUUACCAUUUUGCAUUGUCCAUCUGUUUUGUAUUUGUUUUGAAAGUUGUCGAAAUGUUGUUUUUUUUCCAUAUCAUUUUGAAAGACCUUUUAUUUUAUUUUUAUACAUUUAUUCAUCUUAACAUAGGAAAACAUGAUAAGAUGUCAGAAAUUGCCAAACAGGUUUCCCCUUCCGGCAACAAGGAAAUAAAAAUUGUAGAUCCAAAUCUUAUCUGUAAAACAAAUUGCAUGGAAGUUUAUUUCAUAUAGUUUAUGGUAGACAAAAUAUUCUUAUUAUGAAAUGACAAACUAUGAAAAUGUAUAUGUAUGUUCAUCAACGAAUUUUAAGGCAGUUAUUUAACAUUAUUUAUUCUGUAUUUUAUCCUACUGAGAAAAAAAAACAUGGAAGGAUUUUACAUAUAAUGAUCUCUUAGACACAACUUCAAAUACAAAUACAUUUCAUUUGCUUAAAGAUAUACUAUGCUCAUCAUUAAAUGAAAUAUUUUAAUCUCUGAAAUUUAUUCAAAUCUAUAAAAUUCUUACUGAAUAUGUCUGAAUUUGAAUAAAAGAAUGAAUAAACUAUGUAUUGGAAACUGAGUUCCCUAUAACUACGGAAACGUAUAGCGACCACCCCUAUAUGUUAGUUAAAACAAAAUUUUUGACAAUUUAUUUAAUACAUAUUUUAUACCUAUCCAAUUUUUACAAACUUACUUGAUCUGAAAUAUUUAUCCAGUAAUAUCUACAGCCCCUGCAUGUUGGUAAAAACAGAAUUUAAGACAAUUUAUUUAACACACGAUAUAUAUUUGACCAAUAUUUACAUUGUUAUUUGAUCUUGAAUAUAUAUCAUUUACUCAAUCUGCUGUUUAUAUUGCUGAAUUCAAAUUUAUGUGACAUUUUUCUGUUAAUUUAUAUGUAUUAGUUAUAUAUAUUGAGGUUUUUUGUUCGCAUACCUCUAUCAUUAUAAAAUAUAAUAUAACAUAUUUUACAAUUUAUAUUUGAUAAUGAGGACAGAAAAAUCUCGCACAAUAGAAAGCUUUUUUUAAAAAUUAUGUAUGAAACAUUUGAUUGAGGCUUUUUGUAUUCCAAAGAUUAAGGAAUGUUUAAAUAAUUGUGCUUCAGAUAGUGUUACAAGAUAAAGAUUAUAUAAAAAAGACAAACUCCGUUAGUUGUUAAUAAGCAUAAAAUAAGCUAGUGAAGUAGUACCUGAUGUAAAUUAGUUAUCAUAGAAACCAUUAUAUUUUUGAAAACUUACCAUUAAAAAUGUAUGUACAGAGGAUGGUACAUGAUAAAUAUUAAAUAAAAUGGUAUAUUCGACCACUUGAUGAUAUUAUAGGAACAGAGAUCACUAAGCUUUAGCGAUAUUUCGUCUUAUAUGAUGUGUGACACGAGAAAAGUCAAGACAUUUGUAUUUGAUAAAGGAAGCAAUUAAAUCAAGUUAUGUUGUAAAUCAUAUAUGAUACGUAUUUUGUUUGUAAUCUAUCGUACGUUUUUAUCUUAUAAUGCAAGAUAUACUACUUUUUACUACUUUAAACUUUUUGACAAAAUGAAAAACUAAAACACUUACAUCUUUUUAAAUAUGUAAUUCUUUCCUCAAAUCAUAUUUGCAUAAAACAAACAUACUAUAAAACUGUAAAAAAAGUCAUUUGAUAUAUAUCAUAUGGGGAUGGUCGCUAUACGUUUCCGUACUAUAACAGGUCAAGAAAUUUGGUCUUUUCUUAAUAAAAACACUGCCAGUACUGUUUAAUGACACUGCAUAUUAAUAUUGUGAUCAGCUAUAGUAUGCAAAAUUUAAAAUAUUUAAAAUAACAUACCUACUUUGUGUGAUGUCAAAACAAAUUUAUUUUACUAGACUAAUUAUAUUUAAAAAGAGACUGUGUAGCAAUAAUAAAUUAUUUUUUUAAUAUCAGAUUUGAGCAUAGUAUAUCUGUUGUACAUAUAUACCAAUGUCUUUCAAGUGCAAUAGAAAUAUUGCUGAGAUUAUUAUUCCCAUGAUUUAUAGUAAUUUAUAUAUAACUUAUACAUGCACAUUUUUUCUAAUAUUUUGUUCUUACAUUUUUUUUCUAGAAAGAUAAUUUGAUAUAUAUAUAUAGGGAUAGUAAAAUUGCUCUUAAGAAGGCAUACAAAUAGUUUGGUGCUUCAACAUUAGUUUGAUAAUGUCUUAGAUUAUUUUGCGUUUUAAAAGUUGUUCAAAUUUAGGGCGUGAAAAUAUAUAUAUUGAAAUUGAAUUGAUAUUAAAUAUUUUUCAUUAAAUAUUUUUUUAAAAGUUUUGUAUUUGUCCGUAUUAAUUGUAUGUUUGAUAAUACAAAACUAUUUUCGUUAAAGUAACAUACAAGUAGACAGUAUUUAAUGAAAUUAUCAUUUGUAUACAUUCUAAACUGACCUUAGUCCCUUGAACAAUCCACAAACAUUUUUAUAUGAAAUCAUUUUUUUUUUCAUUUUUUUUUCUCAUAAUCUUUUCAUUUAUUAUCAAUCGUAUGCUGUUAAUAUUGUUUAACGAAGUUUUGCUCAUGUAACAUGACAACGGUGUGUACCGUUGUUUUACCACAAUUCUGAUAUUUGCCUGUACAGUGUAUUACAAUUUAUUUAAAGUUCAACAGUUAUGAAAUGUUGUUCAUUUUGUUUACUCUUGUAAAAGUCGUCUUUUUAUGUGAAAAAAAUAAAUUUGUACAU